AUGAGCCUCUCCAGAAGCUUACAAAUGAUGGCCAGACCCGUGGUCUUGGCCAGACAAGGCUCGUCGUUGUUGCAGAUUCGUAGGUUUUACUGGAAGUAGAAAAUUUGUGAAAUUUUUGUCAUGGAUAAUAUAAAAAAUUUCUAAAAUUUGAGAUUUUUGUCAAGAAAAAUGUGAAAUAACUAACUGUUUUGUAUUUUCAGCCCAAUACCAAUUUGAACAGACCGCCUCGACAUCGGUCCUCAGCUCGAAGCCCCGCCAAAUCCAGCCCAAAGCAAACAUCCGCUCCAAGCCAUCGCAAGCCAUCGAAGAGACCCGAAAACAGUUCAAAACCGACAAGAAAGCGGGGCUUGUCAUCUUCGACAAAGACGGCACCCUGAUCUGCUUCCAUUCCAUGUGGGUCCCAUGGACGAAACAGACGUAUCAACGGCUGAAUGAGGCCACGAAACUGGACCUCUCCAACAAGUUCUACAAACUGUUGGGCUUCUGCCCCAUCGAACAGAAAGUCAAAACGGGCCUUCUCGCCGAAGGCACGAUGGCGCAGAUUCGCCAGAAAACGGUGGAACUCCUCGUGGAUCAUGAUGUGAGUCGAGAGCUGGCCGAAGAAAUUGUUCACACCAACGUCAGGGACUGCAACACCGCCUCAACCGAGACUCUCAAAGAGAUUCACGACCUGCAGACCCUGUUCCAGGAGUUGAAGUCCCACAAUGUGAAGAUUGCCAUCUGCACGGCCGACAGCAGACAGGGAACCAUCAUGGCGCUGAAAUCUUUUGGUCUAGAACAGUAUGUUGAUCUGGUUGUGUGCGGAGAUGACACUGGCUCUCAGCCAAAACCACAUCCUCACAACGCCUUGAAUAUUUGCAAAAUCUUGGGAGUUGAUCCAAAGGUAAUUUUGGGAAUGGGUUAUAUUGUAGUAGGUGGGGUGAAGAAAAAUGAUUUUUUUCUGUGAAAAUGGAAAAGGCUGAGCAUGUUUUUGGUUUGAAUAGAAAGAGGGAAGAUUUGUGGUUGUUUUGAGGUCAAAAGUUUGAAGAAAUAACCUUUAGAAAGUCCUUGAAAAGCACUUAUAUUAUACUAGGUCAGAUAGGUAAAAAUAAUGAUUUUUUUGUUUAAAAAAACGGUUUCAAAUGACCGUAAUAUCCACACCCACGGAAAUUUAAUGUCAUUGCGGUGGUUUCAAAACCACAAAUGUCAAAGACAAGCGAUCAGCUGUCUGGGAACCCCCGCUUUCUUUGAAUCGACCCCCUAUCCACGUGACAGGGCGAAAGCGAGGGGUUUUCCGAAUAUUUCGCUGACAGAGAAAGCAUUUCUAUGAUGCAGACCUAAUGGAGAAACGGUUUGGAAGAAAAGGAAACCAUAAAAAAGGUUUUGAAAUAGGGAAAUGAUCAAUAAUCAACAUGGAUAAUAUCCGAAAUCUAAAAUAAUUUUAUAUGAUUAAUUUGACGCAAUUUUAGGACGCUUUGAUGGUCGGUGACACCUUGGCGGACAUGGGAAUGGGCCGUUCGGCCCAACUUGGCGGCACUGUUGGCGUAUUGUCGGGCGUUGGCGACCGACAUGAACUUGAUCCUCAUGCCGACCAUCUCUUAAAACACGUCGGAGAACUCAUGCCAGUCGUUCUGGGCAAAUUUAAUGGCCCAAACAAGCCAGGAAGCGCCUCGGCGUGA
Molecule: messenger RNA, 1658 nt
Organism: Bursaphelenchus xylophilus (pine wood nematode)
Lineage: Eukaryota; Metazoa; Nematoda; Chromadorea; Rhabditida; Aphelenchoididae
Source: the annotation of a GenBank genome assembly